AUGCCCUCAAAGAACCCUCGGUUGUACAUGCCACUUGGUGCAGACCGGCUCGAGGAUGGCCAAAACGCCCUGGACCACGCUGACGGAGGGCAUUCCGUCUAUGACGCAACGGCCCAGCAGGCAGAUCUCGCCCACAUCCCGCUCAACGGAACCGACGCUGCUUGGCACCAGAUGCCGGGCUCGUCCGCUGUGGCCAUGGCGCACUCUCAAGACGCAGUGCACUGGCAAGGCGUCUACCCCGAACCACCCUUCCAUGGAGGAUCCAACGAUUACGUUCCGGAAAUCGAGACUUUCCUGGCCGACUUCGACAAGUCGGAAUUCAGCUGGAGCUUUCCAUUAGCCGGCAUCGGCGACCCGUAUGAGAUGGGCAACUUUCCCAACCCAAGCUACUGA
Molecule: messenger RNA, 393 nt
Organism: Colletotrichum chrysophilum
Lineage: Eukaryota; Fungi; Ascomycota; Sordariomycetes; Glomerellales; Glomerellaceae
Exons: 1
Coding region: 1-393 (130 amino acids)
Source: RefSeq, a predicted model, not a curated record